AUUAAAAUUAAUGUUUUAGUGUGUAUAUAAAAAAUAAUAAUAGAUGUUACAAAGUUUAUGAUCCUCUUUCUAAAAUGGAUCAAUCAGCUUUCUUGACAUCUGCUGAAGAACAAUUAAAAAAUUUUGGCUCAUUCCUUAACAACUACGAUGCGCAAUUGGCGAACUUACUUAAUAAAAGUAAAACUCUAAACCAACUGUCCUGCAAUGCUGAACCGCUUGUAAAUAUAAACUACACUGGCAAUCAAGAACAAUUGCAGCUUAUACGUUUGUUGGAGUCUGAUAGACUUGUCAACAAAAUUUUGUUAACAUUCGCAUAUUUGUGUGAAGAAGUGGAUUCUUUAGUGUCAGACAGUCGAGAAAUGCAGAUGAAAUUUCUAUAUUUAGAUGAAGAUCUCUUAGCAGUACAUUUAGAUGAUAGUAACUCAACAACUGGAUCUAUAAUAGAAAAUGAGCGUGUUCUUAUUAAAAUGAGUCAAUGCAUGGAGUUUCUUUGCAAUAUUCAAUUUCUUCUGCAACGGUGUACAGUAUUGGGGAAUAAUAUACUGCACCAAUGCGGUGCAUUUUUAGCAACUGAAGAUACAUCAUUGGAGUUUCGAUUUUUUGACAUUUUUGAAUAUCUAUCAGAGUUAUUACUGCAAAUUCUAAUAUUUGAUGAAAUAUUUGCCACAUCAAAUUUCUGCCGGUUUUGGCCUUCGUAUAAAAAAACUGUAGAUGCUGUAGCACAUAAUCGAGAUUUGCAGCUUCAAUGUACAAGUUCCGAAAUUAGUGGCUUACAAAAUUGUCUUCAGGAACUGGAUAUACUAUUUUCAGCAAAUAUUUUCCAAUAUUUUUUGGAUAGUACAUUUGCUUUAAAAGAAAAAAUUGGUCCUACUGGCAUAGGCUUACUUAUACAACAGUGUAAUGAAUAUGUUAAGUAUAACUUGGCAUUAAUUGAUAAAUGGCAGAUUAAUGCUCUAAACGAAUUUAAUGAUCCAAAAUUAUUAAUCAGAUUAAAUGCUUUUUGCGUUGUUUUUCAUACAUUUUGCGGACAAAUAGAUUCGAAACAUGUGAAACAUCUACUGGAACUUAAUGCUAAACAUCAGGGUAUAAUGCUAAUAAGUAAUGUUGUUUGGAUUCCCAAGCACUUUUUAAAAAAGCACGCAUAUAGUUUAAUUAAAACUCAUGAAAAGUUACUUUACGAUGUGAAACGACAAUGGCAGCAUUACUUGAAUGCGCAUUUACAAACUCUUCAAACUGAUUGUCGUAAAUAUUGCAUUCAUUUAGCUCUAUGGUCACUAAAUGUUGAAAAAAUGUUAAAUGCCGGCGCUUUUUAUUUGAAAUUGGAUCAAUUUAAAGAACUAGCUGCUUUGUUGUUAUCAGGACUUCGUUACGCUGGGCAAUUGAGCUUUCUAGUAAAGGGAUUGGUAAACGCACACGUAUCAUUACAAAUACCAAUGACAAAACAGACACUAUUGGCUAUAUGCAAAAUGAUUGAAGUGAUGAAAUCAACACAGAAUCUAUUCCAAAAACAUAGUCGAAGCAUUGCUAAAAUAAUACAUUGUAUAUUACAAUAUUUACAAUAUAAACUAUUGCAUUUGCUAGGAAGUUGUAAGAAAAAAAUUACCUCAACGAAAAUGCUUGAUCGUAAUGUAGAUGCGCUGGCCGCUAUCAAAAUUGCAGAGAAAUGUUUGAACGGUACUUGCAGUCAAAAUCGUAUUCUAACUGCCAAACUUGCUGUUAAUGCUACCAAUUUUCAUAAUCGAUGUCUUCCAACUGAAAUGUAUGAAAAGUUUAGAACAAUAAUGGAACGUAUUGAAUUGCUAAGUGAUUUUGAAAUAAAUUUAAAAAAUAUAUGUGAUACAUCAUACAUCUAUUGGCAUCAAUCGAUACUAACAGCUUAUUUAAAGCAUAUUGUGGAUAGAAAAAUGGAUUAUAAUUCAUUUCAAAAUUUAAUCAGAGCUGCCGAUAAUUGUACAGAAAACCUAGACAAACUGCAACUUAGUGAUUUGAAGAUAACUGAUAUAAUGAAAAAAUCUAACUUUGAUAAUAUACGUAACGGAAUUAUUAGUAAUUUGUGUGCACAUAUAGAAACAUUUUUACGAUUAGAAGUUCAUUCUAAUCUACAAUUAGAAAAAAUGAAUCCAUUUGAGCAGAGUAUCGAUGAUUAUAGAGAUUUGAUAAAUGCAUGCCCUAUCAGGCUUAAUGGCAAUUAUAUCAUUUUAAGAGAUAAUGUGGAGAAUUAUCUUAGUGCUAUGUUCUAUAAUUUGACAACAAUUUCAUUGCACGAUUGGAAAACAUACGAAGAAAUGCGCCACUUAGCAAAUAAACGUUUAAUGUUGAAGCCAGUUGAAGAUUAUUUACCAAAUCAAACAUUGGAUCAGGGUAUUGAUAUAUUAGAAAUAAUGCGAAAAAUAAAUAUAUUCGUUUCGAAAUAUGUUUACAAUAUGAAUGCACAAAUUUUCGUUGAACAACAAAGUCAAAAUAAACAUCUGGAUUCAAUAGGUAUACGACACGUUGCUAAUUCACUACGCACACAUGGCAGUGGAGUGAUAAAUACGACUGUUAACUUCACCUAUCAAUUUUUGCGUCAAAAAUUUUAUACAUUUUCUCAAUUUUUAUAUGAUGAACAAAUUAAGUCGCGUUUAAUGAAAGAAUUUCGUUCGUAUACGGAAAGGAAACAAAAUGACAAGUAUCCAUUGUAUCCUUAUGAAAGAGCUGAUGCUUUUAAUAAAGAUAUACGUAAACUUGGUUUAUCUAAAGAUGGGCAAACAUAUAUGGAUCUAUUUCGAAAAGUGAUUACGCAUGUAGGUAACGCUAUGGGUUAUAUACGACUUGUGCGCUCAGGAAGUAUACAUGCAAAUUAUAGUGCUAGCCUCUAUUUACCGAAAUUCGAUGAAAAUUUGACUUUUGCCGAAACAUGCAAGAAAGAGAACCUACAUGACGUUACUUUUGUAGCUGCAGAAAACCUUGAAGCAAAUAUUAAUAAUUUAGUUCGAAGUUUCUCUGACAGUACGGAUUAUUUUAAAAUUCUUAUAGAGGCAUUUCAACCAUUUUUUCACAACGCACAUAAUAUACAUUUGAAAACUUUUUUCCUUAUUAUUCCACCAUUAACAUUGAAUUAUGUGGAAUAUAUGCUAAGUGUUAAGGAAAAAAUUAAUAGGAAAGAUCGUCAGGAAGCGGUGUUAUUCGAUGAUGGUUUUGCUGUUGGACUGGCAUACAUACUAAAAUUGCUCAAUCAAAUAAAUGAAUUUAAUUCUUUGAAUUGGUUUGGUAUCGUACGAGAACGUUUUGAGACUGAACUGAAGAAAAUAAAGGAAAUGCUCUCGGAUGUUAAUAGUGGUACUAAUAAAACCAACACGAAUUCAAAUAUGAAGAAGAGUGAGAAUGAAAAACUUCAACAAACUCUUGCAUUAACUGAGAGACGUAUUAAUAUCCAUCAAAUGGAAUAUAAUUUGUUAUAUUAUAAUAUAGGAAGCGCAAAAAUAUUUUUCUAGUGAAUCUUGAAGAAUAUUUUCUUUUUGUUAUUAUUGUAUUGUAUAUAUAUUAUAUUUAAAAUAGUGUUUGGGCAUUAAGAAAAUCGAAUCCAUCGAGUAUACUUGAAUUCAAACAUUUGAAUCAAAAGCUUUAAAUAUUUCUUAUUUUAGAUUUGUUACCAUACGUACUUCAUAUACAAAUAUGUAUUAUAACAAAUGCUCAAACAUUAUUUGUUAUUCGAACAUUUUCAAGGACGCUGUGUCAAAUGCUCCAAUACAAGCAAACUCGAAAAUCAGAAUUUUCGAAACUUCAAAUAUUCCCCAUAAAAUUUGUAGCUUUAAUCUAUAAUAAUCAAGCAUAGUGUUCAGAACUAUUAAUAAUGUAAAUUGGAAAACAAGAAUUUCGUAACAAUCUUCAAAUAUUCCAAACAUAACAUACU
Messenger RNA from Teleopsis dalmanni, 3892 nucleotides. RefSeq names its product WASH complex subunit 4 (gene SWIP). The record is from RefSeq and is a predicted model, not a curated record. Gene Ontology annotation, cellular component: WASH complex; endosome. The coding region runs from base 75 to 3473 and encodes 1132 amino acids. Gene Ontology annotation, biological process: endosome organization; endosomal transport. NCBI's taxonomy places the organism in Eukaryota, Metazoa, Arthropoda, Insecta, Diptera, Diopsidae. The transcript is spliced from 10 exons.